AUGCUGCUUGGAGCGGCAAACUCUAGUGUAAGUUUCAGCCCUAAUUUAAUUUUCCUCUUGGGCACAGAUUCCUUGAAUUCCUUCAACACCGGCUGGGUAAUUUACAACUAUCCAGUUCCUCUCUGGAUUAACUCUAACUCUUCGCAUGUUCUCGCCAAUUUCAAUAGCUACUUCCGCUUCAGUAUCUAUGGAAACGAAGCCCGCGGAUCCGGGGAUGGACUCGCUUUCUUUAUGGCACCUUUUGACUUUGAGCCACCUGUAAAUGCCAAUGGCCAAUGGCUUGGCCUCUUUAAUCACACAUCUGACGGGAAAAUCUCCAAUCAAAUUGUCGCUGUGGAGUUUGAUACGUUCAAGAAUUUUCCUUUCGAUAUGGACGACAACCAUGUGGGAAUCGACGUCAAUAGCGUUGUUUCCAAGAUGAACACCUCUGUAAUCCAGGGGCUUCUCAGAAAUGGCGAAUCAUGGGAUGCAUGGGUGGAUUAUGAUGGCGUAGCCAAGAAGCUUGAACUUUAUCUUCUGUGUCCAAACAACCCUUAUUCUUCUUAUGGAAAGCCCCCAACACCAACCUUGUCCUAUGAUAUAGAUCUCAGUCAGUUUCUUCCUCAGAACAUCACGAUUGGCUUCUCCGCUUCCAGCAGCCGAAAUUCAACCGGGAUUUACGAGGUCUACUUUUGGAACUUUUCUUGUGAAUAUCCGUGGGAAAUCAACACUCAGCGCGAAGGCCCGGUCCCUGCCCCGAGCAAAAGGCCAACAAAUAAAGUAAUUCUCCUGUCCGUAAUAGCCUGUAUGGUGGCGCUAACGAUCGGUGGUUUUACACUGUGCCUAGGCUUGAAACGGUGCCUUAUCACCAGAAAUUUAAGCAAGCAUGGUAAAAAAGAAAGCAGAGAGCUGGACGAAGGCUUUGCUCAAGGUCCACGAAAGUUCUCCUAUGCUGAGCUCUGCACUGCAACAAAAAGCUUCAGCGAUACUGAAAUGCUGGGAAGAGGAGGCUUCGGAGGAGUGUACAGAGGCACCUUGCCCGAAUCAAACAAGCCCGUGGCCGUGAAAAGAAUAUCUCAAGGCUCCAAACAAGGGCGAAAAGAAUACAUUUCAGAGGUGAGCAUAAUAUCUAAGCUAUGCCACCGAAACCUUGUACAGCUCUACGGAUGGUGCCAUGAAAAGGGGCAACUGCUUCUCGUCUACGAAUUUCUGCCAAACGGAAGCCUCGACAAACAUAUAUUUGGCGAGCAGAUGAGACAUAAUUUGAAUUGGGAUCAAAGGUACAGCAUAGCAUGUGACAUAGCUUCUGCUCUUCUCUAUCUUCACCAAGAAUGGAACCAGCGUGUCGUCCACAGAGAUGUCAAGGCCAGCAAUGUAAUGUUGGACAGCGAUUUCAAUGCAAAGCUGGGUGAUUUCGGGCUAGCGAGAGUGGUGGAACGUGAGCGUGCAGCCUCCGACACAACUGUGGUGGCGGGGACAUUUGGGUACAUUGCACCCGAGUGUGUGACUACAGGAAAGGCAAGCAUAGAAUCGGACAUGUUCAGCUUUGGGGCAGUGAGUCUUGAAAUUGCGUGCGGGAGGCGGGCUGUGGACCGGAGGCUGGAGGAGCAUUAUUGCAGAUUAGUCGAAUGGGUUUGGGAUUUAUAUGGACAAGGGAAUGUUCUGGACGCCGCAGAUGCAAAGCUUGGUGGAAAUUACCAUGCCGAAGAGAUGGAGCGGUUAAUGUUAGUUGGGUUAUUGUGCUCUCAUCCGGAUCCCAAAGCCAGGCUGAGAAUAAGGCAGGUGGUCCAUAUCCUGAAAAUGAAAGCUCCAGUACCUCGUAUUCCUCUCACUUAUCCAGUAGCCGUCUACGAUGCUGCGCCUGGUUUUGUCGUAAAGUUAUCCUCGACGUCUGAUCAAAUAUUUUGCACCGCAGAAAAUACAGGAAGUAUCGGUGACAAGUAA
Cryptomeria japonica (Japanese cedar) is the source of this 1923-nucleotide messenger RNA. Its product is annotated as L-type lectin-domain containing receptor kinase IX.1-like. NCBI's taxonomy places the organism in Eukaryota, Viridiplantae, Streptophyta, Pinopsida, Cupressales, Cupressaceae. Gene Ontology annotation, molecular function: protein kinase activity; ATP binding; carbohydrate binding. Gene Ontology annotation, biological process: protein phosphorylation. The record is from RefSeq and is a predicted model, not a curated record. Gene Ontology annotation, cellular component: plasma membrane. The transcript has a single exon. The coding region runs from base 1 to 1923 and encodes 640 amino acids.